Molecule: messenger RNA, 1405 nt
Organism: Ctenopharyngodon idella (grass carp)
Lineage: Eukaryota; Metazoa; Chordata; Actinopteri; Cypriniformes; Xenocyprididae
Gene: lat
Product: linker for activation of T cells
Exons: 13
Coding region: 378-1025 (215 amino acids)
Source: RefSeq, a predicted model, not a curated record
CAAGUGCAGAGGAGAGAAACCUAAAAGUAAAGUUCUUUGCGGCAAAGGCCCUGUAGAUCAGGACACACCUCAACAACUUGUAUGAGUUAAUAAAACUUAAGGAAUUAACUUCAGCAGAUAUGAGCGUAUUAAAAGACUGACUUCUGGGAUUGUUCAAGCUUGGGUUGGGAGGUCAUUUAGAAAACGGAGGAACAGGGAGUGAUCUGUGUGGGAGGAAGAAUAAAAAAAUGGUGGCACCUUCAUUGUGAGCCGUGAGUUAGGUGUGAUUUGUACAGACUGCAGCGUGCGUGUGAACUGGUCUCCAGUUUGGUUGCAGGUUUCUGCUGAGCAGAACGUGUGGUGUCUUGAUUUGACUUGACUGCUGCUAGAGAUAGGUUAUGGACUCCACUACACUGCUGUCUGUGGUAAGCGGGGCUCUCCUCCUGUCAAUCAUCCUUGUAACCAGUCUUUGUACAUACUGCUGGCGGCAUAAACAGCCAACAUCCAUCCCUCAGAGGUCCAGUGACUCUAGUCCAGAAUACAACUCAACAUUUGUGGUCCGGCAUCCCCAGUCGACAUAUGCACCUCAUCCAGACCCUCACAGAAUAAUCAAUGUACCUUACCCACUACCCAAUUCACUCAGUUCACCAUCUAUUACUGUCACAAAGGUGCCCUCCUGUCCUCCCUCAGAAACUGGAAGUCAAGCCAGUUAUGUGAAUCAAAACGGUGAGGAGGGAAGCAACAUUCAUGUCGAUGACCAUGACAGUGAAGAUGAGCGGGAUGUUCAGCCUCCAGGUGACUACAUAACUGUGAUUCCAGAUCCCCCACAUUCCCCAGGCAAACAGCCUUCAUCCCAGAGUUCAGAUAAUACAAAUAAUUACAUCAAUGAGUUAAGUGGCUCUGAGGAUGACUCCAUCUCAGACAGUCACGAUUAUGAAAAUUUCAAAAAUUCUUCAGACCUCCAAAUCCAAAACGCUUGUCUGUCCCGUGGAAGUAUGAGCAGUGAUGAUGACCAGGGCAGCUCUGAAUAUGUCAACACAGCUUAACUCAUAAUAAUCAAGGAUCCUUUUAUCAAGUGAUGUUGAUUAGAGGCCUAAAAAUCAUCCUGAGUCUCCAGAUGUACCCAUGCUUUGAAUUUUGAAGUGGAGCACCACAGAGAAAGCACUGAACCACUGUCACCUCACAGAAAACUUCACUUCCUUCCUCAAUCCUUAUGACAAUCUGCUGACGAUACCUGAGAAUUGUAUUUUUUAAACAUUUGCUAUUUACGACGUAAUGCAUCCUGACUUUUGCUUCCAAAAAUAUGAGCGCACCAGAGAAUUUUCUUUGACUCCAUGUAAUAUACAGCUUUUAAUAUACGGUCAUAAAUGUUUAUAAACUUUAGUUAUUGGCUUGUAUAUUGGGAAAUAAAAGUUUUACUAAUUUA